AUGUCUCAACAGGUCGCCCUGAAUUCAAUCCCGUCCCUCGAGGACAGACUCUGCCCGGGCUGCAAGCAGUAUGCCGUCAACGAGAAUGGAGGUUUAGUUGUCGCGUUUGGACAGUCAUUUUUUCAUGUCGACUGCUUUAAAUGCGCGAAAUGCCAUCAACAGGUGACCGCUGACACGAAUUUGCUACUACUUUCAGAUGGCUCGCCAAUAUGCGCCAACUGUUCGUAUAAUUGUAACGUUUGCCACCAACCCAUCCUCGACGAAGCUAUCAUGACCGGAGACGAUUCAUACCACGCACAUUGCUUUAAUUGCAAGGUUUGUCAUAACCGAAUCGACGAACUAGUAUUCGCCAAGACCAGUCAUGGCAUCUAUUGCAUGACUUGUCAUAACGAACGCAUGGCCAAGAUUCGCCGCCAUGCACAGAGGAAGCGCGAACGGGAGAAGGCUGCUGAGGGAAGUGCGUCAUCUUCAACACGGGAACGAGAAGCACGAGAAUUUUUGGCAGAGAACGCGGUGUCUGAUCGACAACAAGCUGUUUCGCGCCCUUCGUCUUCAUCUGUGCGUUUGAAACCUUCAGCGAUGACUUUUCGGGAUACUCCAUCCAUGAGGAGUCUCAAUCAACCCAGAGAGGACGCCUUGUCAGCGCUGGAACGAAAUCAAAAACCAACAUUUCAGGAUGAACCUCUUCAAACAUCAGCCAAGAAUGGUGUGCAUCCGUCGAUCUUUCCUUCGAGCCCCCGGCCGAUCCAGCAUAAACUUCUCGCCUCUUCACUAUCAUCACGUGAUGCACAAGCACAAUCAUUCGCAGUAACUAUCGCACCCCCCGACAACAGCGACGACGGUGGCGCUGAUCAUACCCAAGUGAUCAUAAUUGAUGAUUCAGAUGCGUCAAGCCCACAGGUGUCGUCUCAGUCUGUUCCUAUAACUCCUUUAGAGAGCCUGCAGACUCAGGAUGGAGUUGGAGGGUCAUUGUUAAAUCCAUCGUCAAUUACGGACCCAUCUAGCGCACUUUCCAGGAGAAAAAGCUAUGAUGACGGUGUUCGGCCACUGAACGUCCUCUUCGCAAAGAAAGGACAUACAGAGAAGGAUUCUUUGGACCAGCCUAGCCUGGACGUACCGAAUGUCACGUCUCGCAGUGAGAAGCGGCGGUCCAUUAACCCAGGACUUGCUCUGGAUUAUAAGAAAUUUUCCCGGCCUCCUACUACAGCCGGACUUUCUCUGCCAGAACAGAUGAUUCGGUCCCAGACGUUACCUGCAAACCGUAGCGACUCACCCGUUGCCCCAUCUCCCUCCAAGCCAAUCUUUUCCGAUUCAUUUUCAUCUCGCCGGGCAUCCAAUAUCAGUCUACUUCGUGACAACGCCUCAAUCUCGACCAUAUACCAUUCUCCUCCUUCAUCACCUGCUCCUGUUCCUCAAGAAAAUGGGCGAGCAACACCCGAUGGUCGGAUGCGCUCAAUGUCGCAUGACCCCCUUCAACCCCAGUCCGCACCACAAUAUGCCCGCCCGACGACCCAGUUACGUCGGAUAAGUCCUAAUUUGGAGAAAGUUUCUGCUCGUCCAGACUCACAGAAUCAUGCGAGAAACUCAGUCAACGGCCUGCAUACUCAGCAGGUCGAUGGACGUCUGUCUCCCUCUGGCCCUUCGAGCGAGAGAACAUUGCGCAUAGAUAAUGCACCCAGUGGCUCAAUAUCAGAUCGCUCUGGUGUAGUUACUCCGACGUCCCCAUCUCAUAGAGCGGAUGUCCCUCACGGGAUCGAGAGUGGUACAGACACAGACGCAGAAGGGGAUGGCAGUCGCAAGUCUUCAGACGGCAGCCUUUCACCCACUGCUCCUGCUCCUCCUGUCCCACCCAAAGAGUACAGGGCAAAGGCACGCGCAAAUGAGCUCAAGCUGGACAUUGAUCCCGAUGCAUCUGCCAUAUCACAUAUAGAUUCUAACUCGGAUGAAUCUUCGCCAGUUGAACGCACGUCGGUCUCAACGUUUAUCGCGCCCGCCCUUCUUCCUCCUAUUCGCUUUUCCAUGACGGGCUCGGACUUCUCAGACUUCCUGAGGUCAGUGGGCGGAAUGCCAUCUCUCAAAUCGCUCGAUCAGAUUACCGAGGGAGAUGACUCUCGCAAGGAUGAACCGUUACCUAGUCCAGCAACAGUUAGUGGCGCCAAUGGAAACGAACCAUUUCUACCGCAUCCCAACAGCCGCACUGAUCACCAACAAGAUCCCUCGAAUUCUUCUCAAUCACUUGAUGCCGAGGCGAAAGACCUGCUUUCAAGCUUGCCUCACGACUUCUCGUCAAGAGGCCGCUCUUCUUCCGAGUCGCAUCAUCCCUCUCUUCACAGCCAUGGAGCGAGGCACGAGACGCUGGACUCGAAUGUAUCUUUGGAUCCCAAUGCGCACAUCAUCGUCACUUCACCCGAUUCAACCAUUUCAACGCCUGUUUCCAGCGAUUCGUAUGAUCUUGUGAUUCGUCGCCUUCAUGAGAUUCUCGAUGACGCAAGCGAACACGGCUAUCAGCAAUUGAAAUUGGACAAGAACUUCGUCUGGACCAUCAUUACGUCGAUGAAGCAACGACAGAUAGAAUAUGGAGAGCUCAAGCACAAGUAUGACGGCACAAAGAGGGCGAGCCAGCAAUAUAUCGAGGGUCUUACCGUCGCCCAGAAGGAGCAUGACCGCGAACUUGUUGCUCGACGGAAUGCCGAAGCAGAGGUCACCCGCCUGCGUGUUUUGCUAUCUGGUCAAGCUGCAAAGUUGACUGCUCUCAACGGCGAGGCAAAUAGGUCGGAAACACGACGACAGCUUUCCCAGGACCUUGCCAAAAAGCUGGAUCUGUUGGAGCACGAUCUGUCCCAUCUGAAAGCGGAGCGAGAUAUGACUUUAGCAGAGCUGGAAGAACUCUGCGCGUCAAAGAAUUGCCCUAGCGUUACAAACUCGGGCGAGAUACCUGCCGCACAGAUGAGCCGGUCUUUGACCAUGCGCUUAGACAACAUCAAGACGCAGUAUCAGCACGAACUCAUUCCUCUCACCCAGCAGCGCGAGGCUCUCAUCAGAGAGGUGGCAGAGUUGAAAGCUGCCCGCGAACAAUUCCUCGAGGAGACCACUGUCCUUAACGCUCGAAACGAAGAACUGGCGCAGCUUAGUGCUCAGUAUGUGCGUCGAAUAGAGGCCUCUCGCUCUGCAACACCUACUAUAGAUGUCAUUGGCUCGAAGGACGAAUCAAUAGCAAACUCCGUUCGCGAGAAGAGUACAUCGUUUGACCGCGAACACCCUCAGUCUGACUUCCCAUCAAUGUCUUCAUCACUCAAUGGCUUGGCAGCGCGCAGCACGACAACGUUGGUUGAGGAGUCAGAGGCCAAGUUUAACAAGGCCAACCGCCUCGAGACGGCAGAUUCCAUGCCCUCAACGCUGAAGUCUGCAAAGUUCAAGUGGCCUAUGGCUAGAGGUCGGGAUCCCUCACUCUCAUCAAUUGAUCAGAAGGGCAAAGGUCGGGUGGCUCAUUCCUUCAACCAGACGAGCGUACUCCGCUUUACGCGGUGCGAUCAUUGUGGAGACAAGCUAUGGGGUUCCCAGUUUCGAUGCUCAGGCACGUCAUUCUGUCAUAUAUCCGUACAUCCUCGCUGCGUGAAUCAAGUGUGUGCAGCAUGUUCUCAACAGCCGCCUCGCCGAGACGAUGCAAUUACACAAUCUCGUGAUCGAACAUUAGUUCCCUCCAUGUUUGGUCGCGAUCUUGUAGAACAAGUGAGAUCGGAUUCAAAGCGGGGUGAACGGAGAGUCCCUGUUAUCGUUGAGAAAUGCAUCGACGCGGUAGAGGCACUCGCACUGGACUACGAGGGUAUCUAUCGCAAAACUGGCGGUUCUGGGCAAACAAAAAUCAUCACGCAGCUAUUCGAGCGAGGGGACUAUGGGGCAUUCGAUCUGCGUGACGACGAUCGGUUCAAUGAUAUCUGCAGUGUCACUUCCGUCUUAAAGACAUAUUUCCGUCAAUUACCUGUCCCUCUUUUGACUUAUGACCUUCAUGGAGAGUUUAUCUCAGCCACCUCACUCAAGGAUCCUGGGCUCAAAACCCAGUAUAUGCAGGAAUUGAUCAACCGCCUUCCCAGCGAACACUAUCACACUCUACGCUUGCUUGUAUUGCAUUUACACCGUGUAUUGGAACACAGCGACAAAAAUCUCAUGAAUGCGAGGAACUUGGGGGUGGUCUUUGGACCCACGCUAAUGCGUUCUUCAGAUCCAGGUUCUGAGUUCAGUGACAUGGCUGGCAAGGCCAUGAUGAUUGAAUGGCUCGUAGAUAACGCACCCUCCAUUUUCCAGUCGCAAAUAUCUCGUUGA
Molecule: messenger RNA, 4320 nt
Organism: Suillus subaureus
Lineage: Eukaryota; Fungi; Basidiomycota; Agaricomycetes; Boletales; Suillaceae
Exons: 11
Coding region: 1-4320 (1439 amino acids)
Biological process (GO): signal transduction; regulation of GTPase activity
Cellular component (GO): cytoplasm
Source: RefSeq, a predicted model, not a curated record